Molecule: messenger RNA, 232 nt
Organism: Eruca vesicaria subsp. sativa (arugula)
Lineage: Eukaryota; Viridiplantae; Streptophyta; Magnoliopsida; Brassicales; Brassicaceae
Source: the annotation of a GenBank genome assembly
AUGAGAUUUGCUCGCCGUGAAGCCAAGGCAGGUGUCUUAGACGGUAAGAUAUACGUCAUGGGAGGCUGCGUUGGUGCAGACUGGGGCAACGACAAUCCAGAGGUUUUUGAUCCAAAGACGCAAACUUGGAGCAGUGUGUGUAUACCUGAUCCUCCGGUGAUGAACAAGGAGGUUUGCAAGGUGGUUGGGCCGGAUAAGGAUUAUUAUUCCUUCAAAUUUUGGAGUGAAGAAG